This is a messenger RNA of Perognathus longimembris pacificus (Pacific pocket mouse), 3832 nucleotides long. RefSeq names its product cyclin D binding myb like transcription factor 1 (gene Dmtf1). Gene Ontology annotation, molecular function: DNA-binding transcription factor activity, RNA polymerase II-specific; RNA polymerase II cis-regulatory region sequence-specific DNA binding. Gene Ontology annotation, biological process: regulation of transcription by RNA polymerase II. Lineage: Eukaryota; Metazoa; Chordata; Mammalia; Rodentia; Heteromyidae. Gene Ontology annotation, cellular component: nucleus. The coding region runs from base 367 to 2649 and encodes 760 amino acids. The record is from RefSeq and is a predicted model, not a curated record. The transcript is spliced from 19 exons.
CGGUCGCAGCUCCGUUUCCGGUGGCUGGUCGCGUUCGCUCACUGCAGCUGCAGCCACUCUCGCCCGUGGUUGCUUCCUCCAUCCUGGUAUUUUUUGGAGCCUCCAUCCUGGUUCUUCCAAAGUGCCCGGACCCAAAACAGGAAUGUAAAUGGAAUCUAAAAAGGACAAUAUAAAAUAGUAGUCACACACAUACAACAACGGGUAACCAUACCAGAGUGAAAGCUCUCAUUUUCUGACUGUUGCAGAGACAGGAUCAUGGGAGAAACACAGUCUGGAUAACAUGAAAGUGAUGCUGCUGUCUAGGGGAAGGCGAUUUGAUUCUCUGGGAAGGGCUGUAGCUGAUCCCACCAUUGUCUAGAUUUGAGUAUGAGCACAGUUGAAGAGGAUUCUGACACAGUGACUGUAGAAACUGUGAAUUCUGUGACAUUGACUCAGGACACAGAAGGGAAUCUCAUUCUUCAUUGCCCACAGAAUGAAGCUGAUGAAAUAGACUCAGAAGAUAGUAUUGAACCUCCACAUAAAAGGCUUUGUUUGUCCUCUGAGGAUGAUCAGAGUAUUGAUGACUCUACUCCUUGCAUAUCAGUUGUUGCACUCCCAAUUUCAGAAAAUGAUCAGAGCUUUGAGGUGACCAUGACUGCAACCACAGAAGUGGCAGAUGAUGAUCUUACUGAGGGAACUGUUACACAGAUCCAGAUUUUACAGAAUGAACAACUAGAUGAAAUAUCAGCCUUAGGUAAUGAGGAAGUUUCAGCAGUUAGCCAAGCAUGGUUUACAACUAAAGAAGAUAAGGAUUCUCUAACUAACAAAGGACAUAAGUGGAAGCAGGGGAUGUGGUCCAAAGAAGAAAUUGAUAUUUUGAUGAGCAACAUUGAACGCUAUCUAAAGGCACGCGGAAUAAAAGAUGCUACAGAAAUCAUCUUUGAGAUGUCAAAAGACGAAAGAAAAGAUUUCUACAGAACUAUAGCAUGGGGUCUGAACCGGCCUUUGUUUGCAGUAUAUAGAAGAGUGCUUCGCAUGUAUGAUGACAGAAACCAUGUGGGAAAAUAUACACCUGGCGAAAUUGAGAAGCUCAAGGAGCUCCGGAUAAAGCAUGGCAAUGACUGGGCAACAAUAGGGGCGGCGCUAGGAAGAAGCGCAUCUUCUGUCAAAGAUCGGUGCAGACUGAUGAAGGAUACUUGCAACACAGGGAAAUGGACAGAAGAUGAAGAAAAGAGACUUGCAGAGGUGGUUCAUGAAUUGACAAGCACUGAGCCAGGUGACAUAGUCACACAGGGUGUGUCUUGGGCAGCUGUGGCUGAACGAGUGGGUACCCGCUCAGAAAAGCAGUGUCGUUCUAAAUGGCUCAACUACCUGAACUGGAAACAGAGUGGGGGUACUGAAUGGACCAAGGAAGAUGAAAUCAAUCUCAUCCUUAGGAUAGCAGAACUUGAUGUAGCUGAUGAAAAUGACAUAAACUGGGAUCUGUUAGCUGAGGGAUGGAGCAGUGUCCGUUCACCACAAUGGCUUCGAAGUAAAUGGUGGACCAUCAAAAGGCAAAUUGCAAAUCAUAAAGAUGUUUCAUUCCCUGUCUUAAUAAAAGGUCUUAAACAAUUACACGAGAACCAAAAAAACAACCCAGUGCUUUUGGAGAAUAAAUCAGGAUCUGGAGUUCCAAACAGUAAUUCCAAUUCCAGUGUACAACAUGUUCAGAUCAGAGUCGCGCGCUUGGAAGAUAAUACAGCCAUCUCUCCAAGCCCCAUGACAGCAUUGCAGAUUCCAGUCCAGAUUACCCAUGUCUCUUCAACAGACUCUCCUGCUACUACUGUUGACCCAGAAACAGUAACACUAAACAAUGGAACACUACAGACAUUUGAGAUUCUUCCAUCUUUCCAUUUACAGCCCACAGGCACUCCAGGCACUUACUUACUUCAAACAAGCUCAAGUCAAGGCCUUCCCCUAACUCUGACUGCUAGUCCCACAGUAACCCUGACAGCUGCUGCUCCUGCUUCUCCGGAACAGAUCAUUGUUCAUGCUUUAUCCCCAGAACAUCUGUUGAACACAAGUGACAAUGUCACAGUGCAGUGUCACACACCAAGAGUCAUCAUUCAGACUGUUGCUGCAGAGGACAUCACUUCCUCCAUAUCCCAAGCAGAACUAACUGUUGGUGAUAUUCACUCAUCUGAUUUUCCUGAACCUCCAGAUGCACUAGAAGCAGACACUUUCCCAGUUGAAAUUCAUCAGCCUAAGUUGACUAUACAGCCAUCAUUUAAUGACACUCAUGUAUCCAAAUUCAGUGACCAAAAUAGCACAGAACUGAUGAAUAGUAUUAUGGUCAGAACAGAAGAAGAAAUCUCUGUCACUGACCUUAAACAAGAAGAAUCACCCACUGAUUUAGCCAGUGCUUAUGUUACUGAGGAUUUAGAGUCUCCUACCAUAGUAGAACAAAUUCAUCAAACAAUAGAUGAUGAAACAAUACUUAUCGUUCCUUCUCCUCAUGGCUUUAUCCAAACAUCUGAUGUCAUUGAUACUGAAUCUGUCUUGCCUUUGACAACACUAACAGAUCCUAUAUUCCAACAUCACCAGGAAGAAUCAAAUAUCAUUGGAUCAUGUUUGGGCAGUCCUGUUUCUGAAGACUCAAAAGAUGUUGAGGAGUUGGUAAACUGUCAUUAGGUAAUUCUUAGAAGAAACAGGUAGUUGUUUGUGCAAAGAAGCCACUCUGAAGUUACAGUAUCUUCAAAGACAUAGGAGCAAGUCUCAAGAGGCUUAAUUUAUCUGUAUUUUUGGUUUUUAUGUAGCUACAGUGUUUAAGCCAUGCACGCACAUGGUUGCUGCUGUGACUUUUUACCUCCUAAGUUUGUCAUUUGAGGUCCAGUUUUAUGAUUGGGUAUUUGAGGGGAGUAUUAACUGCUGUCCUUGUGUUUAGUGUUGUCAGGAGGGAAUUUGAUUCACUCCAGUUAGUGGAAAGUUUUAAAAACCACCAAACUUAACUCCUCUAGUUUAAAAGCUGUAAUAUUCACUUCGACAGAUCACACAUGGCACUAUUAUCACUGACCUUCAAAAGAGGGCAUAGUAUUAAUUUGAGAAGCAUACAAAUACCAAGAUACCUACAUGGUUAUAUGGCAGUUACUUUUAGUUAACCCAUUGCUGGCAGUGGGAGUUAUUUAGGCAGGGUAAAGAAGGCAUUAAAGAGUCAAGAAAAUUCACUACAGAAUAUAUAUAUGACAUAACAUAUACACAUAUGUUAUGUUAUAUAUCUCUCCAUUACUUUUAAAGGGAAUAUGGAUAAAAAUAGUAACAAAACCCACCAGUAGCUAAGCAGUUUUCACCCCCUCAUCAGAAAGCAGUCAGUUUACAGUUAAACAGAGAAAGAAAUAAUGUUGCCUGUAUUUAAUACAUAAUCACCUACUAAAUGUUUGCUAUAUAAAUUUCCCAGGAAAAUAGUUGAAGGGGUAUUAAGAGUUGUCAUUCACUUAGUGCAUUACCUGGUGGGAGUACAUUAUAAUUCUCCCUCUUGAGCAAUUUUGAAAAAUAAAAUUUGCUUCUGUAACAAAGGAAACAAAUCAAGAGUCAUUCCUAAGGGUUAAGCCAAAAUUAAUUUUUAGGGCUUUAAUGAGUUUGAUCCCUAAACAAAAGUCACAAAAACAUGUAUAAAUUAUUUUAUUUAUUAUUGUAAUUAGAUCUUCACAAUCAAAGUUGUCUUUUCACCGUCUGUUUUGUUAACGUGAAAUUGUAGUUAUGAGCAAAAAUUGGUUGCCUAGGGAACAAUAAUUGUAUAUUCAGUUUAACAGAAAUAAAAGAGUAUUUGUCUUAAAAUGCAAGAUUCUGAGCCAUGCAAUUAAAUUGUAAAAAAAUG